AGUCUGUGACAUUGAUGUGCGAAGCGCGCGCGCGUCAUGUGGUCGUUAUUAUGUAACAUUUUUUGUUAAACCCGAUAUGUAUGACGUGUGAAGAUCAAGGUCCCAAAAAUUAAUACUCCCACAACUUAUCAAAAAUGAAUCUGUACUUACUUUAAACAGAGUGCAGUAAAAUAAAAUUAGCGUCUAAACGUACAUUGAUAUUGGUACAGUUUUCGAUCUGCUCGAUUUGUGUUAAUACUAUCUCUAAAACUGAUAAGAUCCCUUCCGGAUAGACGUACGGAAAAUGGAUGUGCGCGACUGCGUAAAAUUACGAGAUAUCUACCUACAAUCAGCGUGCGUGAGUGUCCACUCGUGUUUAGUACAUACAUGUAAAGGUUUGAAGUAUUUAAGUGUACACAUGUAGUGACAAGUAAUAAUAUAUGUGUCGUGUAAAGUGCCAAAAUUUCUCAGUCACAUCUGUGUGUAUUGCACCCAAUUUCAGAACUGUAAUAUUGUUGGUUAAUACUCAGAAAGAUGGAAGACGGUAAUAGAAAAGUGCAGUAUUUAGUGACUCUAGCAGUUUCUUUGGCGGCAGUAACUACCGGUGCAUUGUAUCUUAGUUGGACGACUGCAGUUAUACCAAAGUUUUACAAUAAUGAAACUGAUAUCCACCUCACAGACACAGGGAUAUCAUGGAUGGCUGCUAUAUCCUCGCCAGGUUUCGUAGCUGGUAGCCUGGCGUCUCGGUUUAUCUCCGACAAGGUUGGAAGGCGUGCUACCUUGUUAAGUAGUGCACUACCUGUCACCAUUGGCUCAAUAGCCACAAUAUCAGGUUCAAACGUUUGGAUUAUUUGUGUGGCAAGAUUUUUGUGGGGCAUUGGAACUGGCAUGGUUAGCACUGUAUCAUCUAUAUAUUUAGCGGAGAUAGCCGAUAAGGAAAUCCGUGGUUCGUUAAUCGUAGCAAACAGGUUCUUCGUCAAUUUUGGAGUAUUUCUAAUGCUGGCCAUUGGUUCAUUCGUCUCCUACAGAACAAUAAAUUAUGUGACAUUAGUAUUACCUAUAUGCUAUUUCGUGAGUUGCUGGCUGGUCCCAGAAACACCGUAUUAUUAUUUAAAGGAGGGAAAAGUAGAUGAGGCUAGAAAAGUAUUGAAGAAACUCAGAGGAUUUAAGACUGAGAAGCCUUUGGAGGAUGAAUUAUCGGCAAUGCGUACAGAUGUGGGUAAGGAAAUGCGCAGGUCGGGAACAGUUAAGGAAUUGUUCACCGGUAAACAAUAUCGUAAGGCUAUCAUCAUUAUUGCAGGGUUAAAAAUUGGACAAAUGAUGACCGGUGUUGUAGUGAUUCAACACUAUUUGGGCAGAAUAAUGCAAGACAGUCGUUCAGAUAUGAAUUUGGCCACAGUAUUCGUUGUGUUUGGCGCCUUGAGAUUUGGUGUUGGUAUAAUGUCAUCAAUGAUAGCUGAUAAAGUGGGUCGACGUACUCUGCUCGUAUACUCCUUCUUUGGAACGGGAUUGUCAUUAUCAUUAGUAACUGCAUAUUUUUGCGGCCAGGAAGUCAUUAAAAUAGAACAAAGUAAACUCACUUCUUACGCAGUCAUCGUUUUCAUUGGAAUUAUUCUUUACAGUAUAAUUUCAACUUUAGGAUACAACUCAAUUAUUUACGCCGUUCAAGGAGAAAUAUUCCCAUUAAACGUUAAAUCCCUUGCUAUGACGUGCUUGAAUAUAUUUGGAGGGGCGCUUAAUUUUUUAGUUACAAAAACAUAUCAACCGCUCAAAAAUGUUUCGGGAACAUUUGGUGUAUUUUUAUUAUUUACAGUUAUGUCCUUUGCUACUUCUGUAUUUGUAUAUUUCUAUAUCCCUGAGACUAAGGGCAAGAGUUUGAGUGAAAUACAAGAGUUAUUACAAGGAAAGUACUAUGAUGAUGCUAAUGUACAAGUGACUAAUGUUGUAAAUGAUGACAAAGAUGGCACUGAAUUAAAGUUAUUGGAAAAUAAAGAUACGUAGGCUAUUGUAAUAUCAUCUAGUUAGUGUUGGGUCCAGUCUAGCUAUGGAUGUAUACAAUAUAUACAAGACAUUCGAGUUAGAUUGCUUGCUUUUAGUACUUAUGUAAUAAAACAGUUUCUCUUUGACAUGACUACAUUUACGCAAAAUAUUGUAUUGUAUAUGUACUGGAAAAAUAAACAGAUAAAAAUAAAAGAAAAACACAGAUCAAACACAGGUGUUAUUAACUUAUACAUAGUUAUUUAUCAGUGGUUAUAUUAAUAUCAGAUUGUUGUCUCCCAGACAACCUUGUAUCGUAUUUGAAAGGAGUUUUUUUAUCUGGGGGGUACUGCGUAAUGUAAUUAUGUUUCAAAUGAUUAAAUGAAGAUAUGAUACGAAUAAACUGUGUAUACCCUAUCAAUAUCAUACCAAACUAAUUUAUUAUUAUAAUACAUAAA
This is a messenger RNA of Achroia grisella, 2414 nucleotides long. RefSeq names its product facilitated trehalose transporter Tret1-like. The transcript has 8 exons. Gene Ontology annotation, molecular function: transmembrane transporter activity. The record is from RefSeq and is a predicted model, not a curated record. Gene Ontology annotation, cellular component: membrane. Lineage: Eukaryota; Metazoa; Arthropoda; Insecta; Lepidoptera; Pyralidae. Bases 514 to 1980 code for a protein of 488 amino acids. Gene Ontology annotation, biological process: transmembrane transport.